This is a messenger RNA of Maniola jurtina (meadow brown), 1165 nucleotides long. RefSeq names its product alpha-tocopherol transfer protein-like. The coding region runs from base 135 to 1061 and encodes 308 amino acids. Gene Ontology annotation, molecular function: phosphatidylinositol bisphosphate binding. The record is from RefSeq and is a predicted model, not a curated record. NCBI's taxonomy places the organism in Eukaryota, Metazoa, Arthropoda, Insecta, Lepidoptera, Nymphalidae. The transcript has 6 exons. Gene Ontology annotation, cellular component: membrane.
AAAACAAAAAUCAAUUUAGUUGUCAAAAUAACUGUGUUGCGGGAGGGUGUGCUUGAAUUUUAAAUUCAUCGGGUAUUUAUCGAAAUAAUUUCUUAGUUGAUUCUGUUUUAAAUAAUUCUUAUAAACAAAAAAACAUGGUUGUGGACUUAGAAUACGAUUUUAAUGCGGCGGUCGCGUCUAUGGACAUAUUUUCCCAACAAGAUUUCGACAGUUUGAAACAGUGGAUUCAGAAAUUGGAUAGAUCAAAAUAUGUGCCAAAAGAUCUUACGGAUAAACAGCUGUUAUUAUUCUAUAAUGCUUGUUAUGGGGAUUUGGAGAGGACGAAGGUGUGCAUUGAGAAGUAUUAUCAAUUGAGAAAAAAUGCGCCGGAGAUGUUUGACAACAGAAUUUUGAGUUCAGAAGAAGUACAGCCAUCAGUAGAGGCUCUAGAGUUCGCAUUUCUACCUGAGAAAUCCUGCCAAGGAUACGACCUCAUCUACCACCGUCUUCACAAUACGGAGCCUUCCAAGUACCACCUAGAGCCUGGCUGCAAAAUACUAUUCAUGACAGUUGAUGCCUGCCUGAGCAAAAGGGGUCCGCAGCCUGGACACAUCUUCCUAUUCGACAUGCAGGGCGUCAAGUUAGGCCAUCUAACUCGAGUCAGUUUAUCCUUUCAAAAGGACAGACAAAGGAGUCUGCGCAAGUUCUUCCAGUACGUGCAGGAGGCGAUGCCGGUGCGCAUGCGCGAGAUACACGUGUUCAACUCGGAGCCCAUCGUCGAUAAGCUGCUGAUGCUCAUCCGUCCCUUCAUGGACAAGAAGUUCUUUGACAUGAUAAAGUUCCACCACAAAAACGAGGAUCUGGAGAAGUUCUACGAGACAGUGGUCCCCCGAGCAGCUCUUCCCCCCGAUCACGGCGGAACCCUCCCCGACACCCAAACCCUGCACAAGAAGUGUAUGCAGACCCUCAAAGCCUUGGAGCCAUACUUCCGAUCUGAAGAGGAACAGAGGAUCAACGCUUUGCCGGAUAAGAAAAGAGAUAAAGCCAUGGAGAAGGCUUUCAAGAAUUUGGAGAUAGAUUAGAGUGUAAUCUCAGUAUGAAAUUUUACUUCUCACCAAUUUUGAUAUUAAUCGAGAGUCAAAACAAAAUAACAUCAAAGUAAAAUGAACCUAAAGAUUUUUGAUUU